Messenger RNA from Rotaria sp. Silwood2, 1275 nucleotides. The record is from the annotation of a GenBank genome assembly. Lineage: Eukaryota; Metazoa; Rotifera; Eurotatoria; Philodinida; Philodinidae.
AUGGCCGCUUCGCGACCUCUCGUGAGUGUGUACGAUGAAAAAGGACAAUCAACAGGAAAAUCAGUCGUUUUACCAGCCGUUUUUCGUGCUCCAAUUCGUACUGAUAUUGUUAAUUUUGUUCAUGAUCAAAUGAGACGUAAUAAACGACAAGCCCAUGCUGUCAGUGAUAAAGCUGGUACCAGACAUUUUUUUCUUGUUUCUAUUCAAAUGUAUUAUUUUAUUUGUUCGUUAGGUGAACAAACAUCUGCUGAAUCAUGGGGUACUGGCCGUGCUGUAGCUCGUAUUCCACGUGUACGUGGUGGUGGUACACAUCGAUCAGGUCAAGGUGCAUUUGGUAAUAUGUGUCGUGGUGGUCGAAUGUAUGCACCAUUAAAAGUAUGGCGUAGAUGGCAUAGAAAAAUUAAUUUAAAACAACGACGUUAUGCACUUGUUAGUGCUAUAGCUGCAUCUGGUAUUCCAUCACUUGUUUUAGCUAAAGGUCAUAGUAUUGAAACUGUACCAGAAAUUCCAUUGGUUUUAUCGGAUAAAAUUCAAGAUUUAAAAAAAACUAAAGAAGCUGUCGCAGUUUUACGUAAAGUUGGUGCAUGGUCCGAUAUUCUUAAAGUUUAUGCAUCAAAACAUACACGUGCUGGUAAAGGAAAAAUGCGUAAUCGACGAACAGUAAUGAAACGUGGUCCAGUUAUUAUUUAUGAUAAAGAUAAUGGUCUUAAAAAAGCUUUUCGUAAUAUUCCAGGUGUAUCUUUAUUAAGUGUUGAACGAUUGAAUUUACUUCGUAUGGCACCAGGUGGUCAUGUUGGUCGAUUUGUUAUUUGGACAGAAUCAGCCUUUAAAAAACUUGAUGCACUCUAUGGUACAUGGAGUAAAAAGUCUCAACUUAAAGUUGAUUUCAAUCUUCCACAACCAAUGAUGACAAAUAGUGAUUUAGGACGUUUACUUAAAGCAUUUGAAAUUCAAAGUGUACUUCGUGCACCAAUAAAACGUCAAGCACGUCGUAAAGUGAAGAAGAAUCCAUUGAAGAGUAUUGGUUUAAUGUCAAGACUUAAUCCAUAUGCAGCUGUACAAAAACGUCAAACACUUUUACAACAACUUAAAGGACGACGUACAGGCACAACAGCUGAAUCAAAAGUUGCAGCUCGUAAAUUACGCACUCAUGCAUCAUUAAAAGCUAAACGAUUAUCAGGUGUUAAUUUAGCCAAAAAAACUAAACAACAAAAAGAUGGAGCUACUACAACAACUACAAAGACAAAAACAACUGUAUCAACAAAAUCUUCGUAG